Trichomonas vaginalis G3 is the source of this 537-nucleotide messenger RNA. RefSeq names its product peptidyl-prolyl cis-trans isomerase protein. Gene Ontology annotation, cellular component: intracellular membrane-bounded organelle. Gene Ontology annotation, biological process: protein folding; protein peptidyl-prolyl isomerization. The record is from RefSeq and is a predicted model, not a curated record. The transcript has a single exon. Lineage: Eukaryota; Parabasalia; Trichomonadida; Trichomonadidae. Bases 1 to 537 code for a protein of 178 amino acids. Gene Ontology annotation, molecular function: peptidyl-prolyl cis-trans isomerase activity.
AUGAUUGAAAAAGAGCCCGAUUGGCUUGGUCCUCGGGUAUUUUUCGAUGUAUCAAUAGCUGGUAAUUUAAUAGGUAGAGUAAAGAUAGAAUUGCGUCCUGAUAUAUGUCCAUUAGCUUGCGAAAAUUUUAGAAGAUUUUGUACUGGCGAAUACAGGCCAAAAGGAGUGCCAUUAGGAUACAAAGGGACAAGAUUUCAUCGUGUUGUUCCUGGUUUUAUUGUUCAAGGUGGAGAUUGUGAUACACAAGAUGGAUAUGGAUGUAUCUCAAUCUAUGGCCGCGAAUUUAAUGAUGAGCCAUCAGCUUAUAAAUUUGAUGAAACAGGAAUCGUAGCAAUGGCAAAUAGUGGCCCAAAUUCAAAUGGUUGCCAAUUUUUCAUUACAAUGAAUCCAGCUCCAGAACUAAAUGAUAGUUAUGUUGUCAUUGGCAAAGUUUUUGAAGGAAUGCUUGUUCUGAGACAUAUUGAAAGUGUUCCUUUGAAACCACACAGUGAAAUUCCUACACUUGACUGUAUAAUAUCUCAGUGUGGUGAGUUAUAA